UAUCUUAGCUAGUUUCUGCAAAAAAGAGUCUAUUUUAGUAGGCUGAGCCACUCUGGAGUGAGUGCCGCGAACUACAUCUCCCAUCAGCUUCCCCCCUGUAAGCAACGCAAGGGUUAAAAUGUUUGGGAAAGAAUCUGAGGAAUUUCUUUCCUGUGAAAUUUGGCCAGACAGUCGUAGAGCGAGCGAACGAGAGCGAAAGAGCUCACUAGCAGUAGUGUUGUGAUGGAGGCGUUUAGAAAUGUCCUGCUAUGAUGGAGUUUGGAGUGUUCAGUGGAAAUAAAGCGUUAAGAAGAACGUUGUUAAGUAAGUUUUAAACCAAGGAUCCCUUUUUGCCACUCCCCAGAGAAAACACACACACAUAUUCGGGGGGGAUUCAGUUAUGGCUGAACCCCUUCUGAAGCGGACUUUCUCGAGGUUGCGGGGCAAAGAGAAAUUCCGUCGGAAAACAGACCCGAAGCUCGCUGAUGUCCAGGGGAAGACUCCUCUGGACCAGGGCUCUUCAUCAUCGUCAGCGCUGACCUUCGUCGGUGCCGAAGUGGACAGCUCGCUCGCCGAAGACUUUACCAGACGGACGCAGAUCACCGUGGCCAAGAAGCAGAACUGGGCGAAGCAGGCGUCCACGUCCAGGGAGCAGCCCCGCGUGGAGGCCACUCAGGCCCUGGUGCACAGAGCUCAGGAAUGGGAGAACUCCUCAGGAAAGGCCCAGGCCUCCAAGCCGGCCUGGAGCCAAAAGACUUUGAGCGAAGACGGCGCGGAGAGCCAGUGUUUGGACUUCGAGUGGGAGGCUGUGCCCUCCAGCCCCCUGUGGGACUCCAUCGACGCGGCCCUGCCUGACCUGGCCCCCCCGCCUGCGGCCACAGGAUACACGGAGGUCAGUGUCGCCUCCUCCUCCUCCUCCUCUUCCAGCACGGUGCGGCUGGCCGGCCACGGGGCCUACCUCCAGAACCUGGAGAGGAGCAGCCGGGCCUGGGUGCUGUCCACGGGAAAGACCCAGGCUUCGGAGGAGGCCUCGCGCCUGCUCGCCGGCGGCCUGACGGACAGGAAGCAGACGGCCGACGGAGAGCACAACAUCUGGUACAACCCCAUCCCCGAGGAGGAGGACGCGCGGGUGGAGGACAGCGGCGGCGAGUACGGCGACCCCUGGAGGAGGAGAGGGGAGAGGGGGGCGGAGGAGCACAGCAGGGCCCCCAAACCAGGCGCCACGGGGAGCAGCGCGGCCAGCAGCAGCAGCAGCAGCAGAGGGGCCCAGGGUGCAGCCUCCAGCACCAGCCCCAGAGACACGGCUGAGCUGGCCUGCAGCAGCAGUAGCAGCAGCAGCAGGAAGGACAGCCCAGAUAUGUCGCAGCAGAGGGUGCAGCAGGCUGAUGUCCAGGCGGUGGCUGGACCCUCCGGCAGCAGCAGCGCAGGUGGAGGUGCGACCUCCUCCUCUUCGGACAACCCUGCUCCGGCGUCCAAGAAGUCGGGCGCGUCGGGCGGAGCGGGCAGCAGCAUGAUGGAGCGGAUCAAGUCGCCGGGCACGGUGCGCCGCCUCUCCAUGAAGAUGCGCAAGCUGCCCGAGCUGCGCCGCAAGCUCAGCCUGCGCUCCUCGCGCUCCCAGCGCCACGCCAACGGCCCGGGGGGCACCGGCGCCCACGACGACGCCUCGCCGCCCAACGCCCGCAAGGAGUCCUCCAACAACGUCAUCAGCCGCUACCACCUGGACAGCAGCGCCCCGCCCGCCCGGCCCCGCCGCCGGGCCUCCCGAGCGCGCUCCGCCGACAAGGGCGGCUACCUCAGCGACGGGGACUCCCCCGAGCUCCUGCCCAAGCAGGCCGGCGCCGCCUCCUCCACCGCGGGCUCCCAGGGCUCCGGCUCGGCCGCGCCCCCUCCCCCGCUGCACCAGGGCGGGCAGGAGGCGCAGGGCUCGGGCUCCGUGGUGCCCCUGGCGGACGCCGGCUCCUUCCGCAUGUACAGCCUGGCGGAGCAGCCGCGCUGCGGCCAGCGCAUGUCGGGCCUGCUCACCGUCCACCUGCUGGGCGUGGAGGAGCUGACCCGGGCGGCGGCGAGGGCCGACGCGGGCAAGGAGGUGUUCUGCGCCAUCCAGGUGGACGGCGUGACGCGCGCCCGCACCUCGCUGCUCACCUGCCGCGGCGCCACCCUGCCCCUCAACCACACCUUCAACCUGGAGCUGGAGCGGGCGCGCCUGCUCAAACUGGUGGUGCUCACGCCCGUCACGGGCACCGCGGGCACCGGGCAGCCCACCAACGGCUCGGUGGCACCCACACGGAACCGCGUCUGCUGCCUUGGGGCCGUGGCCAUCCCACCACUGUUCAGAGGCUCGCGCAGUCAGCAGCUGUGUGUGCGUCUGGAGCCGCGCGGGCUGCUGUACGUGAAGCUGACCCUGCUGGAGCAGUGGGAGGCCCCGCCGCCGCGCCUCAGCGAGCUGCCCCCACCCAGCGUCUUCGGCGUGGAGCUGCGCCACCUGGUGGACAAGGAGGGCUCGGCGCUCCAGGUGCCCCUGCUCAUCCAGAAGUGCGUGGCCGAGAUCGAGAAGCGCGGCCUGAAGGUAGUGGGCCUGUACCGACUCUGUGGUUCGGCCGCGGUGAAGAAGGAGCUGAGGGAUGCGUUUGAGAGGGACAGCACAGCGGUCAUUCUUAACGAGGACCUGUACCCUGACAUCAACGUCAUUACCGGCAUCCUGAAGGACUACCUGCGUGAGCUGCCGUCGCCGCUCAUCAUGAGGACCCUGUACGAGGUGGUUCUGGAGGCCAUGUCCUUGAGGCCGGCCUGCCGGACCGACGUGGACACCCAGCGGAGCCACACCACCGUGUCCCUCCUCCAGUGCCUGCCCGAGCCCGAGAAGGCCACCCUCACUCUGCUGCUGGACCACCUGAGCCUGGUGGCGUCCUUCUGCGACAGCAACCGCAUGACGUGCCAGAACCUGGCGGUGUGCUUCGGGCCCGUGCUGCUCACGCCCACGCAGGAGUCCUGGAUCCCCGUGGUGCCAGGGGCGCCCGCCGCCAUGCCAGCCGUGCCCGCGCAGCACAACGCGGGCCGAGGGGGCCGAAGCUUCGCCCACAGCGAGGACAUCGCCAGCGCCGUGGACUUCAAGCGCCAUAUCGAAGUCCUGCAUUACCUGCUGCAGCUGUGGCCCAUUCCCACAGACAGGGUCCCAGACUCCCCCUCUCCUUCACCGGUCACCACUGAGCACCCGCCUCCCUCCCCCACCCCCGCCCCACACACGCUAUCCCACAAUGCCCUGCAGCGGCGAGGUCAGCGGCUGCCCCUGCGCCUGGACAUGCCCCAGGAGGCGGUGGUCUCGCGGCGUGGGCGUGGCCGUCUCGAGAGCCCGCCCUGCAACCGCUACGCCGGCGACUGGAGCCUCUGUGGGCGGGACUUCCUGUCGGGCGGCGAGGCGGACUACGACGAGGUGGCGGGCAGCGACAGCGACGAGGAGGACGAGGAGGACGAGGACAUCGGGCAGACGACGGCACAGCCGUCAACCGCCGGCCUCUACGUGGACGACUUCGCGCUGGACUUUGACGCCCCGUUCACCUGCAGGCUGAGCCUGAAGGACUUCGACACGCUCAUCUCGGACCUGGAGAGAGAGCUGGCCAAACAGAUCAACAUCUGCCUCUAAGACCGGCACCGCGCCGGGAACGGACGGAGGGAUAGAGAGAGGAGAGGAGAGGUGAAGAGAGCGGAAAAAAGGUGUCAGGUUCCGAGGAAGGUGACGCUUCGCUUCUCGGACGAAGACACGAAAUGACCAAAGAAUGACGACAAGCAGCCUCAGCUGCUUCAGAGAUGAUGACAUGUAUUUAAUAAUUCCUGGAGGUCUGUUGAGGCUCUCUGCUGUGUAGCAGCCCCAUGUGCCAAAAGCUGCUCGUCGUCUGCGAGCGAUGACAAGACCCAGACAAAAAAAAAAAUCAAAUCUUGUGUUCAUUUAAUGUAAACGUUCAACAUAUCACUUGACAGACUGCUAAUCCUAAACUAAGCUAUUGACAAUCAGUGUUUUGGAGAAUUGAUACACUAAUAUUUUAGAAUAAUCUAAUUCUGUCAUUGUGGUGUCUGUGUGGUGUGUCGUUUAGUGGAAAAGAAAAUGAAUGUUUAAUGAUUUUGCCCAAUAUUUGUGCCAAAGUUCCUUAUUUAUUAUUUGUAUUAAAUUAUGGCUUUUUAUUGGCUGAUUUAGUAUGACAUUGCCCAAAAUGUGUUGACAUGGUGUCGGUCAGAUUUGUUAUGUAACAUUCGACCGUCAUAAUUUUGCACAAUGAGUGAAGCAUGUCGGUAACCACAAUUUCCUAUGUUCAUCCAAAGAUCUUUAGACGGAAAAGCACAAGUUUGAAAAAAAUGGACACUACUCAAGUAUCACAAACCUACAGUCACAAGUUCUCACAUACUUUUGAACACAUGGUAGUGGUUUUGACUUUGAGGAAAAAUACUUGUUCAUGGACCUCACUGACCAAAGACUUGUGUGUUGCACUUCCUGUUUCCUAGUUGAAGAGACUUGUAUUAGUGCAGCAGUGUUGCUGUUGUCAUGUUUGCUGUCAUCAGCAGUAUUUGUUUUGAUAUUUUUUCCACGGUACAAUACUCAGCUAACUGUGAUUUAUUGAAGCCACAGAAGGAAUGACAAGGCCAUAUUUUAGAGCAUUGCUCCUUAUGCAAUAAUGACACCAUAUUUUUUGACAUUUUGUAUUCUAUUUUGUUUAGUUAUAUAAACAAUAUUAUUUUGUAUUGCACAUUUACAGCAAGCACUUAUAUUUUAUGCCAUAUAACCAAGUGUUCAAAUACACCAUUCUUGUUAUGAAUUUGUACUGUAACAAACCAUUCAGUGUUAUAAACCAAAAGAAGAAAACAAUAAAGCACAGUAUUAUA
Sardina pilchardus (European sardine) is the source of this 4851-nucleotide messenger RNA. Its product is annotated as rho GTPase-activating protein SYDE1. Bases 380 to 3619 code for a protein of 1079 amino acids. The record is from RefSeq and is a predicted model, not a curated record. Gene Ontology annotation, biological process: regulation of Ras protein signal transduction; signal transduction; cell migration. Lineage: Eukaryota; Metazoa; Chordata; Actinopteri; Clupeiformes; Clupeidae. The transcript has 8 exons. Gene Ontology annotation, molecular function: GTPase activator activity. Gene Ontology annotation, cellular component: synaptic membrane.